Messenger RNA from Cotesia congregata, 588 nucleotides. NCBI's taxonomy places the organism in Eukaryota, Metazoa, Arthropoda, Insecta, Hymenoptera, Braconidae. The record is from the annotation of a GenBank genome assembly.
AUGAGUUCAGGUAGGCCAAUCAAGUGUGUCGUGGUUGGAGAUGGGACAGUUGGAAAAACCUGUAUGUUGAUAUCUUAUACAACAGAUAGUUUUCCUGGUGAAUAUGUGCCUACUGUAUUUGAUAAUUACUCAGCACCAAUGGUAGUCGAUGGAAUUCCUAUCAGCUUAGGUCUGUGGGAUACUGCUGGACAAGAAGAUUAUGAUAGAUUAAGACCAUUGUCAUAUCCACAAACAGACGUAUUUUUAAUUUGUUUCUCGGUAACAAGUCCAUCGUCAUUUGAAAAUGUUACUAGCAAGUGGUAUCCGGAAAUAAAGCACCACUGUCCUGAUGCACCUAUGAUCCUUGUUGGUACAAAGAUUGAUUUACGUGAUGAUCGUGAAACGUUGACUUUACUUGCUGAACAAGGAUUAAGUGCCAUCAAGCGUGAACAAGGACAAAAAUUAGCUAAUAAGAUACGAGCAGUCAAGUACAUGGAGUGUUCAGCGUUGACGCAAAGGGGUUUAAAACAAGUUUUUGAUGAAGCAAUACGUGCCGUACUGCGACCUGAACCUCAAAAACGUCGUCAAAGAAGAUGUACCCUACUGUAA